Penicillium olsonii is the source of this 1506-nucleotide messenger RNA. NCBI's taxonomy places the organism in Eukaryota, Fungi, Ascomycota, Eurotiomycetes, Eurotiales, Aspergillaceae. The record is from the annotation of a GenBank genome assembly.
AUGGUCUCAGCCAUACGCACUCUAUUGACUGCUAUACCUCCUUUACCACCCGCUCGAAUGGAUUCCCUCAUAACGGUCCUCGGUGCCACGGGCACGGGCAAGUCAAAGGUAAUGAGAUUACCCCCCACCUUGUCGAGCACAGUAACUGAUAGCUAUAGACAGCUUGCAGUGGACUUGGCCUCUCGUUUCAAUGGUGAAAUCAUCAAUGGCGACGCGAUGCAGAUGUAUCGCGGGCUUCCGAUCAUUACCAACCAGAUCCCAGUCGACGAACGAAACGGAAUCCCCCACCACCUCCUCAGCUGCAUUGAUUUAGACGCGGAGGCAUGGCGCGUUGGCCUGUUCAAGCGCGAAGCCCUCCGACUCAUUGAUGACAUCCGGGCACGAGGAAAGAUCCCCAUUCUCGUCGGAGGCACCCACUACUAUACGCAAGCAGUGUUGUUUCGCGACCAGCUCGUGGGCGAGGGGGUGGACGACGAAGGCGAACGCGAGCAACUCACUGAAUUCAGCUCCACCUCAACGAAAUGGCCGAUCCUUGACGAGCCACCUGAAGUCUUACUGGAGAAAUUGCGCGAGGUCGAUCCUGUCAUGGCUGCACGCUGGCACCCCAGGGAUGGGCGGAAGAUUCGUCGGUCGUUGGAGAUCUUUUUCCAGACUGGGCGACCGGCCUCGGAGAUAUAUAAAGAGCAGAUGGUGCAGAAGAGGGAGGCUCUGGACCAGGAGGAAGGUCUGUUGCGAUUUCCAAACGCAUUGGUGUUUUGGGUCCAUGCCGAGAAGGAAAUUCUAAAUUCACGUCUGGAUGCUCGCGUCGAUGACAUGAUCGAACAGGGUUUGAUGGCAGAAGCACAGAAGAUGUCGGACUAUCUACAAGAGAAAGCGGCGCAGGGCGUCGAAGUUGACAUCACGCGGGGAGUGUGGGUGUCGAUUGGAUUCAAGGAGCUGGCAAAAUAUUUUGAGGCUGUCCGGCAAGGCGAACUGAGUGAAAAGGAAUUAGAAGACUUGAAACGGACCUCUCUGCAACAGAUCCAGACCGCCACACGACAGUAUGGCUCUUCUCAGGUCAAAUGGAUCCGCAACAAAUUGUGGCGAGCACUCACAGAAGCCGGCGAAACCCGCCGACUCUACUUGCUAGACAGCUCGAAGGUUCAGGACUGGAGCAAAUGCAUCACCGCACCGUCUGAGAACAUUGUGCAAUUGAUGCUCCAAAAUGAGCCGACCCCUGAUCCCAAAUCCCUUUCUCAGUUGGCAGCAAACGAAUUCGGCGCCAAGGAAGCCCAGGGCCACACGAAGAAGGAUGCCAUUGGCAUUUGCUACACCUGUGACGUGUGCAAUAAGAUCCUAGCGGGCGAGGAACAGUGGAAUAUCCAUCUCAACAGCAACAUGCAUAAAAGGGGACUCAAAUCCGCAAAGCAGAGGAAAAUUCGCGAUGAAUAUUUCCGACAGAAAGAGCUGGAACAACAGGCUACUGAAGAGACGGAAAAGGUUAAGCAGGCAUCCGAUGCCUCAUGA